Messenger RNA from Benincasa hispida (wax gourd), 692 nucleotides. Its product is annotated as ferredoxin-A-like. The record is from RefSeq and is a predicted model, not a curated record. Gene Ontology annotation, molecular function: electron transfer activity; 2 iron, 2 sulfur cluster binding. Lineage: Eukaryota; Viridiplantae; Streptophyta; Magnoliopsida; Cucurbitales; Cucurbitaceae. Gene Ontology annotation, biological process: electron transport chain. Gene Ontology annotation, cellular component: chloroplast stroma.
GCCAUUUCUUAUCUGUAGGUGUGGGCUCCUCCUCUUGUUCUAGGUUCAGAAGCAGCCCACCAUCUUUAAUAAACCAAUUCCUCUCCAUCAACCAUUCCACAUCUCCUCUUUGCACCUUGAGGCAGUGGUAGAACAGCAGAAUGGCCAGUAUACCAGCACUUUCCGGCGCCACGAUGAACACCUCCUUCCUCCGGAAGCAGCCAGCGACAAGGCUACGUUCGGCAUCAAACUUCAGCCAGGGUCUGUUUGGGCUGAAAGGGGGCAGUCGAGGCGGGCGUGUGAUUGCCAUGGCAGAGUACAAUGUGAAGCUGAUCACACCAGAAGGAGAGAAGGAGUUCAGCUGCCCGGAUGAUGAAUACAUUCUCGAUCGUGCAGAUGAUUUGGGAAUUGAUCUUCCUUAUUCAUGUAGGGCAGGGUCUUGUUCUUCUUGUGCAGGGAAAGUAAUAGAAGGGAAGGUGGAUCAGUCAGAUGGCAACUUCCUCGACGACGAUCAGGCUGAAGAAGGUUGGGUUCUAACUUGUGUUGCUUACCCUCAGUCAAAUGUCGUCAUUGAGACCCACAAGGAAGAAGAACUAGUUAGUUAAUCUGCAAAACAAUUCUCAUUAUUCAUGUUCUAUCCUAGUUUUCCUUUUACUAUUUACUACUAAUGAUUACCAUGUUUAUGUUUCUAAUGUUUAGGCGUAUUUUUCUAA